Molecule: messenger RNA, 209 nt
Organism: Cetraspora pellucida
Lineage: Eukaryota; Fungi; Glomeromycota; Glomeromycetes; Diversisporales; Gigasporaceae
Source: the annotation of a GenBank genome assembly
AUUAAGGCUGAGACAGCUAAAAAAAAAACCAACUGAAGAUACUUCAAAGGAACUAAACAAUUCUUUAAUGGAAAAUCAUACUAUAGAUACCAACAUGAUAGUAGAUCUACUAACCACCCUCUAUAAUGACUCCAAGGUUGCUGAAUCUUCUUUCAUCAGCAAUAAUGUCAAUGAAUUUCAAUUGGUGAUGUCAAAGAAAAAACACAAGG